Momordica charantia (bitter melon) is the source of this 2028-nucleotide messenger RNA. Its product is annotated as ubiquinone biosynthesis protein (Protein of unknown function, DUF547). The record is from RefSeq and is a predicted model, not a curated record. NCBI's taxonomy places the organism in Eukaryota, Viridiplantae, Streptophyta, Magnoliopsida, Cucurbitales, Cucurbitaceae.
UGCUUUUGGUUAUGACUUUGAUUUCGAAACAUUGUUUGAUUAGGUUCGCUGGUUCUCAUUAUGCUUCAAAUGGGUCGUUGCUUUUGCUUUUGAAAAUGACUCGUAACUGUGCCUUCAUGAGGGGCUAGUUCCUUUUUGUAUCUAUUCUAUCGGCUCUUCACAGGGGCUUUACUGUGCAUUUAUGAUUCUGCGUCUCUGGUCUCUGCCUCUCGAUUUUGAUUUUAUGUGAGGCCAUUGAAACUCAUGAACCCGACAUGUCGGACUCACCUGCUCAAUCUGGACUUUGCUCAUAUUAUCCCCAUUCUGGAUGCAGUUCUAAUUCAGGAAAUCUCGUUGAGCUUCGUUGUGCUGACUCGUUUUCAGAGCAGAGCAAUCUUGGCAUAAUGACGGGGACUGCUGGAUUACUGGAGAAAGAUGAUGGUUCUUUUCCCUACAGAUUUCAGCUUGAACAAGAUGUGAGAAGGUUACAACAAAAGUUGCAAGAAGAGAUAGAGCUACACACUUCCCUUGAAGAUGCUAUCCAGAAGAAGGAUCUAGGAUUAGCCAGUUUCUCAUGCCUCCCUCAUCAUGCUCAAGAUCUUCUAUCUAGCAUUGCGGUAUUGGAAGAUGCAGUUGUACGACUCGAGCAAGAGAUGGUCUCUUUACAUUUCCAACUUAGUCAAGAAAAGAAUGAAAGGAGGCUUGCAGAAUAUCGUUUAAUGCAUUCAUCACCUUGUUCAAUUUCCCUUCGCUCCAAUUCUGACUCCAUGAAAAAAAUGGAUACAGUUGACCUAGUCGAAUCACGCUGUGAGAAGACGUCUGCAACAGAGGUCACCAAAUGUUCCCAAUCUGUAGAAUGUGAGAAAAUGUCUCGAGGGGCACCAUCAAGUGGCCUUUGGCAUCACCCUAAUAUAUUAUCAGAAGAAAUGGUAAGAUGUAUGAAGAACAUAUUCAUCUCUCUAGCAGAUUCUGCUGUGCCAUCCAAAUCAUCAACAUUGGAAAGCCACUCACCUGCAUCACCCCGAGGACAUCUCUCCAAUUCAUCAUGGUGGUCAUCAUCUGAACGGUCCAUUAUUUCAUCUCAAGUUCAAAGUCCACAAAUUGAUCUUCCAUGUAGCUCCGAAGUAUUGGCCACAAAGAAUGCCUGUGAUCCAUACAGUGUACGUGGAAAGUUAAGCUGGGCUGACAUUGGGACUUAUUCUCAAGCAGCUGAAGUUUCUUGGAUGUCAGUUGGAAAGAAGCAAUUAGAAUAUGCUGCAGGAGAAUUGAGGAAGUUCCGCACUCUUGUGGAGCAGCUUGCAAAAGUGAAUCCCAUUCAUUUAAACAGUGAUGAAAGGCUAGCCUUCUGGAUUAACUUAUAUAAUGCACUGAUCAUGCAUGCUUACCUGGCUUAUGGAGUUCCAAAAAGUGAAUUGAAACUUUUCUCUUUAAUGCAAAAGGCAGCAUACACAGUUGGGGGGCAUUCUUUCAGUGCAACAGGAAUUGAAUAUGUCAUCCUCAAGAUGAAACCACCAGUUCACAGGCCACAAAUUGCUUUGCUUCUUGCGCUUCACAAAUCAAAGGUGACGGAGGAGCAGCGAAGAUUUGCGAUAGAUAAACACGAACCACUUUUAACAUUUGCCCUGAGCUGCGGGACGUACUCUUCACCUGCGGUGAGGGUCUACACUGCAAAUAACGUUCGGGAGGAUCUUUUGGAGGCACAGCGUGAUUUCAUUCGAGCUUCCGUAGGUGUUAGUAGCAAAGGGAGAUUAUUGGUACCAAAACUCCUAUAUUGCUUCGCCAAAAACUCCGUUGACGAUGCAAAUUUGGCGGUAUGGAUAUCACAUUACCUUCCACCCCAUCAAGCUGCCUUUGUUCAGGGCUGUAUAGCGCAGAGGCGGCAAAGCCUAAUCGGUUCUCGCAACUGCGGUAUUCUUCCUUUCGAUUCUCGCUUCCGAUACUUAUUUUUGCCCGAGAGAUCUUCAUUGCAAUGACAUCUUCAUGCAUUUGUAUAAAGAAUCGCCAAGUCUUCAAAUGUGGUAUUCCUAUUCUCUGCCUUUGGUUGCAUAA